Molecule: messenger RNA, 738 nt
Organism: Anisakis simplex (herring worm)
Lineage: Eukaryota; Metazoa; Nematoda; Chromadorea; Rhabditida; Anisakidae
Source: the annotation of a GenBank genome assembly
AUGUUGGAUGGUGGCCGAUCGGUACGAUCGUUACUGAUCCGCAAUCAUGAGACCACCGGUGGUGGACGAACUUCGAGCUGCGGCUUGGAUAAUAUUAGUCUACCGAAGUGUGUGCAAUUCGAUGAGUCUAGCGAUGAUUACCGAUGCUUUUGCAGUUGCUUUCACAUCAAAACUGCGGCACUUCUCGUCGCUGUGAUCGAAAUCAUUAUGCUGGUCUUUUAUUUCGUUAAUUCAUUGCUGGUAUUCACAAUGCAAGACAGCACGUAUCGUAAAGCCACAGGUUUGAAUGACGACAGUAUAGUGAAGACAACGUUCAUCGCAUCGACGAUCGGCAUUACUAUAAGUGCCGUGGUUAUUUUUCUACUUUUCAUCGGUACUGCAAAAAAUUCUGCCACACUUUUAGUACCUCAUAUUGUUGCACAAGUACUCGUGAUAAUUGUCCUAAUUCUAACCGUUAUUGAUGGCCUCAUUGCAUUCUCAACCGAUUCAACGUUGUUCUACCGUCUUCUGAAUGCUGCACCAUUCAACGAACAUCCUGGCACGAAUACAGUAGCACUGAACACAGAAACUAUCGUACGGAUAUAUGCAAUAUUUAUACUUUAUGUAAUCACCCUAAUACUUGAGUGUUGGUUUUUGGUAAUCGUUUAUCACUGUUAUCGAUAUUUGGAUGAACGGCGUGUCUAUAUGCAAUAUUGCCUAGCGUUUAGUACGCCGAUGAAGACUCUCUCAAUGCGGUAA